UUGAAUUUUGAAUUAUUUUGUUUCUCGCGAUAUUGCCGAGAGGGCAUUGGUGCACUAGCGAGGUUUUUCCCGCCUAUCUCCGAUAAAUAUCUCGUCGAUGACCAACUUCCUGAAAAGUAUCGGAACAUGGUGGAGUUCCCGCUGGGGUAUCGCGAGGUCGUGCCGGACCAAACUCUGCCAGAGAAAUGGAAAGAGAUCACUCUGAACACAGGUGGAAGCCAAAGCACGUUGCAAGACAUAAAAGUACCGGAGAGAGCAGGCGGCUACUCGUACAAAGAUUCUUCCACGUAUUUCACUCGUAACCGCUUUAUUUACUGGCGCAUUUGCCACGACGUACUCGAAUUGGUCGAGCACAGUUUGGAUAUUAAUCUUGCCAACUGUCGAGUGAGAUACAAAUUUACGGACACUCCGAUUCUAGAUGGGAUUUCCAUUCACGAGACAGUCAACUCCGUCAUUAUCUUGAUCGUCACUGUUUCCAGCGUUCACAAGCUUUCCUUUUCUCAUCCAGAUAAGAUCCACAAUCAAGAAAAUCUAUUGGGCACGUAUACAGAUCUCAGUGUGCAAUCUAUAUUCAGCGAAGCCACCGUACAACAUGCCAGAGAUCCUCACACAUUUCACAUUAUUUCCAAUGCUGGAGCUACAAAUUCUCCAGUGCCUCAUGCAGCAGCGUCGUGGCUUACCUUGCCGCAAGAAGAGGCGCUGUUUGCCCUUGCCUAUAGUUCGGCCACUAUAUUACUCUUGAGGCUCGACACUCUCACAGGUCUCGUGCACACCAGCGAACUGAAACAGGACUCGAUAAUGCCCAAAUUUUUAAGCGGCAUAGCCACUGCAUUUAGAGGUCGUAAUACCGAAGCUCAUGUGGCUAUGUCUCUCGUUAUACACAGUUACGGUAGCGAUACGUACCUGUUUGCGUUAUGUCGAGAGGGCAAUGUACGUAUAUGGUCCUGUAACAAGACGCAGUGUGUGGCUGUGACGGACGCAGCCACUGAGAAUCGUGUUGUAUCUCAAGGUGCGCAAGCCCACGUCUUGAGGAAAGCGCUGGGCAACGAUAACGAAUUGUAUCUUGGAAUUUUCUUAAAAUUCGGCACGAAAUGCGAAUUCAGCAUUCUGAAGCCUGUACAGGACAAUGGCAUAUUCAAGUUUGUUAGAUUAUGUGCGUUAUACGCGCCAGAUCAACAUCUGGUGGAUUUUGCAUUUACGCCAACUAGAUUGUGGGCAGUGUGGAGGACCGCGGACAUGGAUACGGUGGCAGUGACGCACGCACAGUUACCACUAACGGCACUAACGCAUCGCAUUAAUCCCGCAUGGGAAACCACGAUCUUGGAACAAGCGCGCGACAGAGAUUAUAUUGUAACCGAACCUGGAACGGAUCCGAGAGAAGCGUACAUCAAUUACAUAUUUCAUCCUGGACAAUUCUCAUUAGCGGACAUCACGAAAGCUCUGAGCAUCUACAGAAGAUCCAAUAUAGUUGCAGACAUGACCUUUUCACCGGCCGUUUUAAAGGAGAGAGUGUGUAUGGCCGUAGAGGCUGAGAUGCAAGCGGAAGUGAUGGAUUACGUGAUUAUGGAUGAAGAUUAUCUCGAAAUUGCUAAUCGAUGUUGGUCGAAAUUCUAUUCGUGCGUCGUUCAAUAUCACGCCAACGGUACUCGUCCAGUAGGCCUGCUGUUACUGCCGAGCGUUUACGGCGCAGUAUUAUUGAAGAAGUCCUCGUUCUCGCUUCUGAGACCUAUGGAAGCCUUAGAACAUCUUGUGCUUUGCAACGAUAAGUCUUAUAUUUCUCGGUUCAAGACAACGCCCGUUUUGUCGCAAGAUGAGGACACAUGCCAAGAUCUAAUCGUGUUAAUGUCCGCGUUGGUCAUGUUGGGAGAACAAUUAUCUGAAGAGACUAAAACGGAAAUCGAGAGAGAAUUGUAUCAUCUGAGAAGUCCAGAUAUCAUAAUCAACGAUUUGCUGUCGAAACUGAUGUUGGAACCCGACGAUUCUCUGUCGGAUUUUGACUUCCAAUCGGAACUCUGUCACAAACUGAGUAAAGUCAAAGACAUAUCGAGUGCCAUGGCCAUGUUGUUGGAAACUUUAACGUAUGAUCUUGGGCAGCCAAAUAAGCUGCAAUUUGACGAUGAUCACGAUACUUCGAAGAUCUUGUUGAACGUCAGUCAUCUAUUUGGCAGUCAACUAGGAAUUUCCGCGGUGGCGGAAACCAUAACGCAAAUAGCGCUCUUGAGAUUCUCCAUCUGCAGGGAUUUAUUGAUGCUGCAGCAACUCAUACUGAGGCGUCCUGAGAUGUGUAAUUUGAGAUCUUUACACACUAUAAGAUCAUCGUUGGCGCCGAGAACCGUUGUACUUACUCAAGCUUACUAUGUCGUCACAUGGAUAUGCGAAUCGACAGCAACGUAUACGCCUUCGCAAUCAUUACUCGAAUCCAGCUCCCAGCGUCUUUCAACUCUUAAGCUCGCUGAUUCGCGUAUUAAUGUUGGACAAAGGCAGCACCGAUCUCUCUCGCUGUUAGAACUGUUUAUUCACAGUAGCGGUGCGAAACACGCUCAUAUUCUGAUGGCCCAAGCGAAUAUGGACUCAACCGCUCUGAUACCGUGGCAUUACAGUAUGCUAACGCAUGUGACGCUUCUCGCGCAACUUGUAUGGCCGAUAUCCGGAAAUUUUAUCUUCCCCGAAUGGUUACUCUCCAGUUGCCAAUUCCUGCUUGUUCAAGAAUACGUGAGACUUCUGAAUAUGUGGUGCGAAUGGAACAGCGCCUCGAGGAAAUUUAUAUUAGCCGUUGCCUUAUUAGAAAUGGGAGAGAUGCAAAAGGCGUGCGAUCAUUUUCUUCGUGCUUCCAACGGAAUAUUGACCGACGUGUUUUUAGUGGAUGCCUUACUCAAUUCUAACAUGACAUCGAAAAAUAAGGAUCUAGUUCAUUAUUACCUGAAAGUUAUCAAAUUGUUCGAAGAACAUAAUGCGUCCGACUGUAUCAUAGAGAUCGCCGAAACAGCCAUAACAACUGCCGACGCGGAUGAUCCGAAUUUACCGACGCUUCACUCCAUAAUAUUCGCACAACAUUUGAGUCUGGGUCAUCACACGGAAGCUUACCAUUGCCUGAAUGCGAAUCCAGACCCCGUGCGCAGAGUGGACUGUUUACGGCAAUUGGUUGUUACGUUAUUCGAAAAGAAAUUGUUAAUAGAUUUGAUUUCUUUUCCCUACGUCGAUAUGUACGAGGAUCUCGAAAGAAUAGUAGAAGGUAGAGCCAGAAGCGUCGAUCUUAUGGAAAACAAUUAUUAUAAUUUUCUAUACAGUUUCCAUAUCAAUAAGCAAAAUAUGCGAAAAGCCGCGUCCAUAAUGUACGAACAAGCUAUGCGUUUAAGUCAAGAACCUCACUCCACGCCGAUUAUAGCGAAGCAAGCACAAUGUUUACUGGCGUGUAUCAAUGCUUUGCAUCAUGUAAGGGAGAAGUACAGAUGGAUCGUAAGGCCGGUAAUUGAUCAGAGCAUCCCCAGCGAGAUGAACUCGUCGAAUCCACAAAAGAAGAGAAGCAUUGACGGAAAAGAAGUAUCGCAUUACAAGAUAAAGAAACAAAUUGAAGUGCUCGAAUUAGAUGACAUCAAAAAAGAAUAUUACAUAGUAGACGCAAGAUUAAAAAUAUCGAAAGUGAAUUCGGAAAUGCAUAUAGUCACCCAUACCGAACUAUCCGAGCUUAUCGUCACCUUGUGUAGCAUUGGUUUGUACGCAACAGCGUUACAUUUAUGUGAUGUAUUUAAAAUUAGUAAAGCCUCUGUACUCAAAAGCUUGACCUCUCAAUGCAUCAAACUAAGUCAACGCGAAGAUCCAAAUGCCUGGGAUUGGCUAAUACAAAAUGAUAUAUUUGAUAUUGGAAUAUCUAAUACAACUAUUACGAACACCGCUUGGAGACUAUUGGAGUACUUCACAUUGAAGCACGAAGAGAGUGAUAACUGCGAAUUACAUAAGGCCGUUGCGCAAAAAUUAUUGCAGGAAGGAGCUUUUCUACCACAAUGGUUAUUAAUAUCGUAUAAGAAGCGAAACGCCUCAGAACUUCUACGUCUCAUGCUAAAUACGGGUCGUCUAGUGGAAGCCACCGACUUAGCGGUAGAUUAUAUUAACGCGGUAUUAGGUAGCGGUAAAGAAUAUUUUGGUCUUGAAACACCAUUGGUAGCUACCGCGCCGUCUGUUUGGUUACCGCAUAAUACCAUAGAAGUAUUGUUAAGUGAAUUAAAGCACUUGAGUAAAGACUCUGCUCAUAAAGAGAGCUACGAGAGAUUAAACGCAACGUUGGAGAGCUAUCUGAAAACUGUAAAACGCGUUUCGGAAGACAUGAUUAAAAUGAAAAUGAUGAAUGAACAAUCUUAGUGAAUCAAGCUCACUUGUAUCUACGGUUCGCGUAUCAUCUCUCAACUGGUCUUCUGCGAUGUACAUACUUGUGUCAAUUUAUAUUAUUA
Temnothorax curvispinosus is the source of this 4445-nucleotide messenger RNA. It is a transcript of the gene Nup160, whose product is annotated as nuclear pore complex protein Nup160 homolog. The record is from RefSeq and is a predicted model, not a curated record. The transcript has 15 exons. Gene Ontology annotation, cellular component: nuclear pore. NCBI's taxonomy places the organism in Eukaryota, Metazoa, Arthropoda, Insecta, Hymenoptera, Formicidae. Gene Ontology annotation, molecular function: structural constituent of nuclear pore. Bases 127 to 4356 code for a protein of 1409 amino acids.